GAAAAACUAUCAUCGAAAUGAAGUAGAGCAACAGAAGUAGCAAAACAUUUGAAUCGCAAUGUGAUCACGUGAUUUACAGGAACGGGUGCAGCUCAGCAAACCUCCUCGAAAUAGCACUCAACGUCCACACGCACACGCGCGCGCCCAAUCGCAGGAUCUACAGUUCAGCCGCUUUUCGGUGGCUUACAACUGAAGUUUAAUCAAACUUAUUAUUAAACUUCAAUUGUUUGCUGUGAUGGUCGUUAUCACACUCACACAGCUGAACAACAUGAAAUGAGAGCGAACAUGGUGCCCUUCCUGGUUUUGCUGUUUCUCUGUCAACGGAUUUCUGCCACCGAAGAUCUGAAAAUUAUCACAGCUGAGUCUGGACAAAAGAGCGUCACUCUGACAUGUCGAGCUCCAAACAACAGCAAGAACCUGAUAGGUGUGGAGUGGAAUAGAGCUGACCUGAAAGAAGAAUAUGUCCUCUUGUAUCGGGAUGAGCAGUUUGUCCCAGAUUACCAGCAUCCAUCUUUUAAGAACCGGGUGGAUCUGAAUGACACACAGAUGAAGGAUGGAGACGUGUCUCUGAUUCUGAAGGAUGUGAUUACUGCCGAUGAUGGGAUAUACGUGUGUCGUGUCCUCAUCCCAGGAACAAAGCGCAGAAAGAGAACUGCUGAAACUGUCAGGAGCAUCAGACUGAGUGUUGUUCCUCCAGGUCAGACAGGAGGACUCACAGAGGAUGGAGGGAAGGAGGAUGGAGGGAAGGAGGCUGGAUCUGUUGGAUUAAUCGUCGGUCUGUCUGUUGCUGCUUUCGUCAUUGUUGCCACUCUUGCUGGUUUUUUGAUCUACAGAAAAAAAAAGAGUCAGAGUCCAUACCAGCUUCCAGCUGAGCUGUAGUCUAUUUGAAAUGUUUCAAAGCUUUUUUUACAUCUUAACUGUGAGUCUUCUGUUGCUGUUCCAAAGCUUCAGUGGAGACAUGGAAAUAUGACCUAGCUCCCGAAUCUGGGCCCUGCACUAUGAAGUGCGUUCAAUUAACACCAGGGUACCUUUUCGUCAUCUGCAUUAAUUUACGCUAACAUUGGCAAUGAGGAUGACCAGGUUCACAUGAACGGGGUAGCAUGGGCGAUAUCUCACCAUCGCAUUGAUCAUUGUAGCCGAUUGGCUGAUUUCAACAUUUUUUUUGUUUUGUUUUCUAAACUAUUAGAAAAAUAUGAAGAGGUAACACAUAAAACAGAAAAGUAGCACUGCUGCAAACAAGGCAGAGAAGGAGUUGAAAAGCAGUGCAUUUCAUUAGAUUUCAUUUUUAGUUUUAAAAGUGCUUUGUAUGUGUAAGCUUGAACAGUAUUGGUCAGUAAGACUGACCCUUAAAGGCAGGAAGUAAAGACAGGAAAAUGGUGAGUGUGUGUGAGCAAGUGGGAGAAGAUGUAGUUUUAGUACUAGCAGGCAUUGUAAAGCCCAGAAGUACAAAAUGUUUGCAGGCAGAAGGUUAGAAUAAUUUUUUUUGAUUACAUUAAAAAAAAAAAAAAGCUGCAUCGAAGAAUCUGUAUAUAUUGCUGAUGCUCAUUGCGGAAACACAGACUUGUGAAACCUUCUAUCCACUUGCACAGGUCAGAGGGAUCCUCCAGGAAUGAUGAUGGUAAUUUCUGAAGACUUAUUGGUCAGAAGCCAGUGAUUUCAUCCCUGCUGAUCUCCAAUCUGGAUCUUAACCUGAUCCGCAGGUAUGAAAUCACUGCUUUCUGAGCAAUCAAUUCUCUAUGAAAUAACAUCACCGUUCCUGGAGGACCCCUCUAAUCUCUGCACUGGUACUAGGAGAAAAUUAUCUAGCGUUUGUUUUUCUGAUGAGCAUCAGUAAUAAAUACAGAUUUUUAGAUGCAGCUAUUCAUUUUGUCCCCCCAGAUUAACGAUGUACCAGUAAGACGUGAACCAUUUUUUUAGUAUAGAAAAAAAACAGGUUUAAUCGUAAAGUUACCUGGAUAGCACAAAAUUCUGCUUCUGCUAUGUAGAAUAAAGCACUUCAUGAACUUUUACCAUCUACCUAAUCAUCCUCAUCUGACAAACAAACAGCAGAGGUG
Maylandia zebra (zebra mbuna) is the source of this 2054-nucleotide messenger RNA. Lineage: Eukaryota; Metazoa; Chordata; Actinopteri; Cichliformes; Cichlidae. The record is from RefSeq and is a predicted model, not a curated record.